GUGUUGUUGCUGUCAUCAUGCAUUCUUUUGUGAUAAACUAUAAUAAUUUGUUACGAUACGACAACCGGUGAUGAAGAACACUAAUUGGGAAUUAGGGUUUCAUGACGGCCCUAUUUAAUCGAUCACCACUACUCUCUCCCAACAUUUGAGUUCAAACGGCAACGAUAGAGAGCGGAGGAGGAGAGCUGUCAAUGGAGACGGAGACGGAGACGGAGAUGAGGAACGGGGAGUCGCUCGACGCCAAGUCAUGGCGGUUCAAAGGAAACCCGGACCUGAACCUGGCCUCGGACCUCACCGUCAGAGGCGUGCUCAACGUGCUCCGGGAAAAUCUCGACAGAAAUGAUCCCCGCCCUGUUAUUCCUAUGGGCCACGGCGACCCUUCCCCUUUCCCUUCUUUUCGCACCGCCGCCGUUGCCGAGGAUGCUGUCUGCGCCGCCGUCCGCUCCGCUAAGCUCAACGGCUACUCCUCCACCGUCGGCAUCCCCUCGGCUCGCAGAGCGGUGGCAGAGUACCUUUCGAAAGAUCUUCCAUACAAGUUAUCACCUGACGAUGUUUUCAUGACUUCCGGCUGUACCCAAGCCUUGGAAGCCAUUAUAACAGUCCUUGCUCACCCCAAUGCUAACAUUCUCCUCCCACGGCCAGGCUUUCCUUACUAUGAAGCCAGGGCAGGGUUUUCUCAACUUGAAUUCCGACACUUUGAUCUGCUCCCGGAGAAGGAUUGGGAAGUGGAUCUGGCUGCAGUUGAAGCUAUAGCCGAUGAAAAUACUGUUGCCAUUGCUAUUAUCAAUGAGGGAAAUCCCUGCGGAAAUGUUUUCAAGUACCAACACUUGAAGAAGAUUGCGGAGACAGCAAGAAAGCUUGGAAUCUUAGUGAUUUCUGAUGAGGUGUAUCAUCACCUUAGCUUCGGAGAUAAUCCUUUUGUUCCAAUGGGUGUCUUUGGGUCAAUUGUUCCUGUUGUUACUCUGGGAUCGAUAUCAAAGAGAUGGAUCGUUCCUGGUUGGAGACUUGGUUGGCUCGUCACUACUGAUCCAAAUGGCAUCCUUAAGAAGCAUGGGAUUGUUGCUAGUAUCGAAGGCUUUCUGAAUAUUACAUCCGAUCCGGUGACCUUUUUACAGGGAGCGCUUCCGCAAAUUCUUGAAAAUACACCAAACGAUUUCUUUGAGGGAAUUAAAAGCACACUUAAAGAAUGUUCCAAUAUAUUGUAUGAUCGGUGCAAGGAAAUCCCAUGCAUUACUUGCCCCAGCAAACCUGAAGGAUCGAUGUUUGCCAUGGUAAAACUUGAUCUGUCCCUUUUGGAUGGCAUUAAGGAUGACAUUCACUUCUGCACUGAGCUGGCUGAGGAGGAAUCUGUUAUAGUUCUCCCAGGGAUUGCUGUUGGGCUGAAGAAUUGGCUUCGGGUGACAUUUGCAGUGGAGCCUUCAUCCCUCGAUGAUGGCUUUAAAAGAAUCAAAGCUUUCUGUGAGAGGCGCAUGAGGAAACAUUGAAAAUAUGGCUUCGGGUGCUGUUUGCAAUAGAGCUUUCAUCUCUCGAUGACGGCUUGAAAAGAAUUAAUGCUUUAUGACGAAACAAUGAAAAUAAAUUGUGAGAACGAGUGUAAUAUAAUUAAUUGUAUGGUUUUUAGACUAUAAAAUAAGUGAUGAGACUUCUGUCUGCGAAUAUAUAUAA
Molecule: messenger RNA, 1665 nt
Organism: Andrographis paniculata
Lineage: Eukaryota; Viridiplantae; Streptophyta; Magnoliopsida; Lamiales; Acanthaceae
Product: tyrosine aminotransferase-like
Exons: 7
Coding region: 192-1484 (430 amino acids)
Biological process (GO): biosynthetic process; amino acid metabolic process
Molecular function (GO): pyridoxal phosphate binding; transaminase activity
Source: RefSeq, a predicted model, not a curated record